AUGAGGGAUAAACAAGCCGGCGUACAGGUCGCGUUCGCCAGAGCGAGGCGGCACGCGUCGUGUUCGGGGCACGAGUGCGGUGCACAGAGCGGCGCGAGUCACACAAGCACAAGCAGAGUCGGCGGGCGACUGACGGGCAGUGGAGAGCGCGGGGUGCCCCUGCGCGCGCACCCCGCACGCCGCGCACCUCCACACCCCCUCGUGCCCUCCCCGAGAUCGCCGCACCCCUCCACAAUAGGACCAAUUUCAUAA
Leptosia nina is the source of this 252-nucleotide messenger RNA. The record is from the annotation of a GenBank genome assembly. Lineage: Eukaryota; Metazoa; Arthropoda; Insecta; Lepidoptera; Pieridae.